Molecule: messenger RNA, 948 nt
Organism: Hydra vulgaris (swiftwater hydra)
Lineage: Eukaryota; Metazoa; Cnidaria; Hydrozoa; Anthoathecata; Hydridae
Source: RefSeq, a predicted model, not a curated record
UUUCAGAUGAAUUAUAUUGUUUAUCUGUACUGUGACAGUGAAGCUCUAGAAUUAAAAAAUUGUGACAUAAUAAUGCCAGAGAAGCUAAAAACUUGGUCUAUGGAUGAUUGGAGAUCUCGUGGUCAAACAUUAACGGAUGACGAUCUUCAAAUAAAGGCAAUACAUAAGGAUUGUGUAAAUGCGGCAUGCAUAUUACAGGUUUUAGUUGGAAUUGAUACAAAAUCACUUGUUCAAAAAAUGCAAAACUUUGUAUUGAAAAAAAAAUUUACCCCUAAAAAUGGACUCCUCAAACUUAUUGAUCGUGUGGGUCAAAACAAAAGGCAGAGCAUUCCACCUUUGAAUCAUAUUCUUACUGCAGAAUCAGAAGUAGAAAUUGAUUUUAAUACAACAAAAAAAAAAACAAAAGAAAACUCCUUUAAGUCAACAAAACAGAAAGAGAAAAAAAAAUGUAUCUUUGAACAACCUCCUUUACCAUCAUUACCAUUGUGGGAGCCACCAAAGCUUCCUGAUUCCGAUUCAGCAUACAUUUUAAAAUUUUGUCCCAUUCGUAAAAAUAAUAAUUUUUUUUGUUUCAUUUUUAUGGUUUAUUUGCUUUUUUAGUUACCAUUUUUAAAUUAAAAAAAAAGAAAAAAGUAUAAUAUAAUCAGAAUAUUGUGAAUGUAUUUAUAAUCAUUGUUAAUCUUUUUUAGAACUUUUUGUCCGUCUCUGCCUCAAUGGAUCAAGUAGAUGACUCGCCAGUUACAAAGAUUGUUUUUCCAUCAGAAAUGCAGUCUGUUUCACAAGUUCAACCGUUACUGCAUUCAUCUUCUUCCUUUUCUUUACCAUCUCAAAAAACUGGGAUAGACCAAAUAAAUAACUUUAUUCGGAAAGCAAAUGUUGAACCCAAUACUGUUGAAGGCAUUCAAUUUAUAAUGAACUCCGUGUACAGAAAACUAUGUGGGUUGGAAA